AUUAAUUAAAAUUCUUGGUAGAUAGAAUGGACAGAAAAUCGACAUGAUGAAGUCAAAAAAACAUGAAGGUUACAUCAAGGUGCAAGGCAAAUGGGUUAAGCUGGCUCAGAUGGGAGCUGGGCCUGGAGCCAGAAGCUCACACGCCAUCGCCAUUGUAGGACAGAAAGCCUAUGUUUUUGGCGGCGAGUUCAGCCCACGCGUCCCAGUGGACAACAAUCUCCACGUCUUCGACCUAGAAACCCUAACAUGGUCCGUCGCUAACGUAACUGGCGACAUCCCCCCUCCGCGCGUCGGGGUCACGAUGACAUCCAUCGAGGAAGUCGUCUACGUUUUCGGUGGCAGGGACAGUACCCAUUCGGAGCUCAACGAACUAUACUCCUUAACAUGCGGACGAACAAAUGGACCCUCCUUUCUAGCGGCAAUGCCAGCCCCCCCCAUCGGAGCUACCACUCCACGACCGCCGAUGACCGACGAGUGUACAUCUUCGGUGGGUGCGGUGUCGCCGGAAGGCUCAACGAUUUAUGGGCCUAUGAUGUCAUUGACGGAAAGUGGAUUCAGUAUCCAAACCCAGGAGAAAACUGCAAGGGUAGGGGUGGGCCGGGCCUCGCCUUGGCCCGAGGAAAAAUAUGGGAGACCCACGGGGGGGGAGAAAGCUACGGCUCGGAGUGUAUUUUGCACCAUCUGCAUCGGAAAAUACAUAAUCAUACACGGCGUGGAGGUGGAUCCAAGUGACUUGGGCCACCUCGGUGCAGGGAAGUUUACCGGAGAGGUUUAUGGGCUAGACACGGAGACAUUAGAGUGGAAGAAGUGGGUGGAUGGGCCGGGGCCAGAUAAUCAUCCUGGGCCUAGGGGGUGGUGCGCAUUUGGCAAGGGUUGGAGAGAUGGGCAAGAGGGACUGUUGGUGUAUGGUUGCAACUCUCCUACCAAUGAUCGGCUUGAUGACAUUUCCUACUUUACUCCUCUGUAUUGAUGGAAUUGAAAACUAAUGGUUGGUGUGUUAGGUUAUGAUGAAUAAUGUUAAAUAUUUAGAAAUGUGGGUUUUGGGUUUUAUGUGCUGUAUAAAAGACAUAAUAUAUGGUUUUCUAUGAAGUCCUUAGAAGACAGAAAUAGCAUUUUGAAUUCUCUUUUGAAUGAUAAAUUAUUGAAUGUUUG
Rubroshorea leprosula is the source of this 1152-nucleotide messenger RNA. The record is from the annotation of a GenBank genome assembly. Lineage: Eukaryota; Viridiplantae; Streptophyta; Magnoliopsida; Malvales; Dipterocarpaceae.